Molecule: messenger RNA, 2724 nt
Organism: Saxophila tyrrhenica
Lineage: Eukaryota; Fungi; Ascomycota; Dothideomycetes; Mycosphaerellales; Extremaceae
Product: phosphate metabolism protein 7
Exons: 4
Coding region: 1-2724 (907 amino acids)
Cellular component (GO): plasma membrane
Molecular function (GO): calcium-activated cation channel activity
Source: RefSeq, a predicted model, not a curated record
AUGGCCGAGAUGGCGGCAGAGCUCUUCGCCCGGCAGGUGGACCAGAGUCAGGACGAUAACAUUGGUUCGGCGACCGAAGGACCGGAGAGCAGCUCUUCCGCUUCGCAGUUGCUGUCGACGCUUGCGCCUGUUGCUCUGUUCGCGCUGGUGUGGUUGAUUCUGUUCCUGAUCUUCAGGAAGUGGUUUGCGCGCAACUACAGACCGCGAACAUUCCUGGGCAGUCUUCGACCGAACGAGCGAUCGCCGAACAUCUCUGAGAGCUUCUUCGGAUGGAUAAAGGAAUUUUAUGCCAUACCAGACACAUGGAUCCUCAACCACCAUACCCUCGAUGGGUACCUCUUCCUGCGGUUCCUGAAGAUGGCGGUGGUGUGCUGCAUCGUGGGCUGCCUCAUCACAUGGCCCGUCCUUUUCCCUAUCAACAUCACGGGCGGAGGAGGGAACAAGCAGCUUGACAUGCUGACCUUCGCCAAUGUGACGAACAACUAUUACAAGCUGUUCGCUCACGCCGGAUGCGCCAUCCUCUUCUUCAGCUUCGUUCUUGCGAUGAUUACGCGGGAGUCGAUUUACUUUAUCAACCUGCGCCAGGCCUACCUCCUUUCGCCCUUCUAUACGAGCCGCAUGUCGUCACGCACUGUGUUGUACUCAUCUGUGCCGGACGACUAUCUGGACAAGGCACGUCUGAGGGCAAUGCUUGGGCCGCAAGUCCGCCGCAUCUGGUUUGCUUCGGAAACGAAAGAGCUGGAAGAGAAGGUGGAUGAGCGCGACAAGGCUGCCAUGAAGCUGGAAGGCGCCGAGACGAAACUCAUCCAGACCGCCAACGGCGCACGUAUUAAGUCCGAGAAGAAGGGCGAAGGCCCAAUGGCAGACGAGAGCGGCACAGGACUACUCGCAAGCCGGUACUUGAGCCCUAAGAAGCGCCCAACGCACCGGUUGAAGCCAUUGAUCGGAAAAAAGGUCGACACGAUUGACUGGUGCCGCUCGGAGCUCAGGAGACUAAUCCCUGAAGUUGACCGCAUGCAGGCCGACCACAAGGCUGACCGAUGCAAGAAGCUCAACUCGGUGUUUGUCGAAUUCGAGACGCUUGCUGAUGCUCAGGCCGCCUAUCAGAGCUUGACGCAUCACAAAGUCUUGCAGAUGGCUCCGCGAUUCACUGGCAUGAGCCCGAGCGAGAUCAUCUGGGGAAAUCUCAAGAUCAAGUGGUAUGAGCGCGGUGUCCGCUUCACGUUAACCCUUGCGCUUGUCGUUGCCUUGAUCAUCUUCUGGUCGAUCCCUGUGGCAUUUGUCGGUGCCAUCUCCAACGUUGACAAGCUUGUUGGACCGAAUGGCUACAUUCCGCAGCUAAACUUCAUUGUCACUGUCCUACCUAAGCCGAUCCUCGGUGUGGUCACCGGCCUUCUGCCGGUUAUCCUGCUAGCAGUCCUGAUGGCUCUACUACCAAUCUUCCUCCGGCUGAUGGCAAGAAUCGGCGGCGACCCAACGACAAGCGAAGUCGAGCUCACAGUCCAGAACUACUACUUCGCCUUUCAGGUCGUCCAGGUCUUCCUCGUGGCCACCUUGGGAUCUGCUGCUUCUGCUGUCGUGGAGACGGUGGCCGACAACCCCACCGAUGUGACGACGCUGCUGGCUCAGAAAAUCCCGCUGGCCAACAACUUCUACCUCUGCUAUUUCAUUCUGCAAGGUCUGGGUGUGGUGUCGUCCGUCAUGCUCGGUCUGGUGGGUUUGGUGCUGUUCAUGGUGCUUGGAAAGCUCCUCGACAAGACGCCGCGGAAGAUGUACAAGCGUUGGAUUUCGUUGUCGGACAUCGGCUGGGGCACGCUCUUCCCGGUCUACACUAACCUCUUUGUCAUCGCCAUCUGCUACGCCGCCAUUGCUCCUCUCGUCCUCGGUUUCGCGGCGAUAGGUCUUUAUUUCUUCUAUUUCGCCUACCGCUACAACCUGAUGUUCGUCUCAAACUCCAACAUCGAUACCAAAGGCCGCAUCUACCCCCGCGCCCUGCAACAACUCUUCGUCGGUCUCUACGUCGCCGAGCUCUGCCUUAUUGGCCUCUUCGCCAUCGCUACCAGAACCAGUGUGGUCGCUCUCGGCCCCAUGAUCCUAAUGAUCCUCUUCCUCGUCUUCACCGCCCUCUACCAAAUGGCGCUCAACAAUGCCCUCACACCCCUCCUCACCUACCUCCCCAAAUCCAUGGACGCCGAAGAACGCCGUCUCCUCAGCGAAGAGCAGGAACACCGCGGCUUCCACCACCCCCACGGCGCCCACCGCAUGGAGGACGGCAGCAACUCCUACGCCCUCGACGCCGCCUACAGCUCCUCCCGCGACACCGAGAAACCCCUCCCCUCCGCGCCAGGAAGCGAAGGUUUCUCCAGCACCAAUACCGGCGUCAAUGCCCCUCCGCAUAAAAAACCGAACAUGCUCACCAAAUUCCUGCGCCCGGACAAGUACACCGACUACGCCACCAUGCGCCGGCUCGUGCCCAAAGACGUCGAGAUCGAAUACUCCCCUUGGACAGAGGAGAACGCGUAUUUCCACCCGGCGAUCACGAACCUCACGCCUUUGCUGUGGGUGCCGCGGGAUCCCGUGGGGAUUUCGCGGCAGGAGUGCGGGUUGACGGGCGGGGUGAUUCCGAUUACGGAUGAGGGCGCGUAUUUGGAUGAGAAGAAUAAGGUGGUGUGGGAUGCGCAGGAUGGGCGGCCGCCGAUUUACGAGGAGAAGGUUUAUUAUUGA